UCGGUUUUAGAAUGGGCAAAAGUUUUUCAAAAAAUUCAUCCGCAACAAUUUCUCCAAGUAAAUUAAUUCCGAGGAAUGAAUCUCAAAUUAAUGCAUACCAAGUUAGUCAUGAUAUUUGCCGUGAAUUAUGGGGUCAAAACUUUAUAGCUCCAAUCCAUAAUGAACUAAAAAAAGGCGAUUUUAAAGUACUUGAUGUCGGAUGUGGCUCUGGUUCUUGGAUAUGUGAAUUGGCUGCUGAUUUUAAUGCAUCUUGUUAUGGUGUCGAUAUCCAUCCUAUAUUUCCUACUCAAAAACCACGCAACGCACAAUUCCAAAUUGCAAAUAUUCUUAACGGAUUACCUUUUGAUGACGAUUUUUUCGAUUACAUUCACAUUCGUUUUAUGUACAUGUUUUUUACCCAAGAAGAAUGGGAAACUAAGAUUAUAGUCGAGUUGUUUCGAGUUCUGAAGCCUAAUGGCUACUUGGAGGUCGUAGAAAAUGAUAUGAUAUUAAAUAUGCCAACAAAUUUGAAACCCUUGUGCAAAACAGGCCACCCAUUACUAUCUCAAAAUCCUUCAUCUUACUUAAUAAGAUUCGAACGCUUUCUACAUGAUACAAACAAGUUAGAGAAUAUUUGUCACGAACAAAAACAAAUUAUCAUCGGUGAUUGGUCAAAUAACUCUUUGCAAA
Dentiscutata erythropus is the source of this 669-nucleotide messenger RNA. NCBI's taxonomy places the organism in Eukaryota, Fungi, Glomeromycota, Glomeromycetes, Diversisporales, Gigasporaceae. The record is from the annotation of a GenBank genome assembly.